Messenger RNA from Quercus lobata, 2368 nucleotides. It is a transcript of the gene RVE1, whose product is annotated as Homeodomain-like superfamily protein. NCBI's taxonomy places the organism in Eukaryota, Viridiplantae, Streptophyta, Magnoliopsida, Fagales, Fagaceae. The transcript has 6 exons. The coding region runs from base 484 to 1977 and encodes 497 amino acids. Gene Ontology annotation, molecular function: DNA binding. The record is from RefSeq and is a predicted model, not a curated record.
UCAUUUUCAUUUCCCUGACACCAAACCCAACUUUUCUCUCUGCCUUUCUCUGCUCUCUUCUUCCUUUUUCAUCUUCUUCUUCUUCUUCUUCUUCCUUAGCUCUGCCUUUCUCUUCCUCUCUGUGUUUUGGUUUCAAAGUCAUCACUUUUGUUGUUCCUGUCUUUAAGGAGCCACAUGACUACAUGACAUGACUAGUCGGUUUUUUUGAUUGUUUCUUUGUUUGUUGAUCUGAUCUCUCUCGAUUUUGGAUCCAAGAAACCCCCCAAAAAAGAGUAAAAGUUGGAUUUUUCUUUGUUUGUUUAUGUAUUCUUGGAUGAAGAUGGGUCGGGUCGGGUCCAUUUACUGUCAAGAAUUGGUUCCCUAAGGCAAGGCAAAGGGAAAAAAAAGGAAUCUGGGAAUUUAAGAAUUUUUUUUGAUUCUCUGCAUGCAAUUGCAAAAGGAGUAAGUAAUAGUGAUACAACUGCUGAGCGAGUUUCUGCAUUCAUGGCUAUUCAGGAUCAAACUGUCGGUUCUCGUUCACAUUCUGUGGUCCAGGCAAGCAAUGGAAUAUCAUUGAGUUCUGGCCUGCAUUCUGUAACUGGUGUCCAACUAAGGGAUCAGUUUUCUUGUGGCAAUGAUUAUGCUCCCAAGGUUAGGAAACCAUACACAAUCACAAAACAAAGAGAAAGAUGGUCGGAGGAAGAGCAUAAGAAGUUUCUUGAUGCUUUAAAGCUGUAUGGUCGGGCUUGGCGACGGAUAGAGGAACACGUGGGAACAAAAAAUGCAGUUCAGAUUAGAAGUCAUGCUCAAAAAUUCUUCUCCAAGAUCGCUCGCGACUCUAAUGGUAGCAACACAACCUCCACAGAGCCAAUUGAGAUUCCUCCUCCUCGACCAAAACGAAAGCCUAUGCAUCCUUACCCCAGGAAACUUGUAAUUCCACCUAAUAAAGAAGUCUCCGCUCUGGAACAGCCAAUGAGGUCUGCAUCUCCAAAUUCAUCGGUUUGGGAACAAGAAGACCAAUCUCCAACCUCAGUAUUUUCUGCAAUUGGUUCAGAUACAGUGGGGUUCACUGAUUCAGAUACACCAAAUGGCAGCUUAUCCCCUGCUUCAUCUACAGCUGGUGUCCAACCUGGGGGCUUAGUACUAUCUGAACCCAACCAAUCGACCGAGGAAAGUGCAUCUCCAUCACCAGCUCUAACAACUGUUGGUUCAGUUUCUGACGAGCAACUUCCCAUGAAAUUCGAGUUGUUUCCCAGGGAAAACAACUAUGUUAAAGAAGGUGCAUCAGAGGAAACGUCAAACCGGAGUCUUAAGCUUUUUGGAAGGACUGUGUUAGUAACAGAUUCACACAGACCAUCUUCUCCCACCAUAGUGGCUGGUAAAUCAAUGCCUGCGGAUAUCCUCGAGGAAAAAGUUGUGCAACCAUUACCAUGGAACUUUGUCCCCGUGAAAUCUAUACAGGGGAAUACAGAAUAUUCUUGGAGUCAUUCAACACAGGGUGUACAGGGUGGCCUCUAUUUCAUGCAAUGCCAGAAAGAAAACUCAUAUAUGGCAGAAGCUAAUUCUGCUGCUCCUAUACCAUGGUGGACCUUUUAUGGAGGUUUACGUUUUCCUGUCAUGCCAUUCCAUGAGGUGGAGCAAUCAAAAGCACAUUUGGGCUCUGAUCUAGAAGAAGUCCAAGGUAAAGAAGUUCAGAAGGAAGGGUCUUGGACUGGUUCAAACAAUGGAUCAGUAACUGAUGGGAACAAUGGUGAUAAAUGUUCAGAUGCUGAGACCCAGAGUUAUCCACUUUUCCUUAAAGAGGAGAAUCAAGAGGCAGGCCUAGUUUUCCAAUUAAGACCAAGUGAAAAUUCAGCCUUCUCUGAACUAGGAAGGAGCCCUGCAAAGUGUUUGAAAGGGUUUGUCCCAUAUAAAAGAUGUGUGGCAGAGAGAGACACACAGUCCUCAACAAUGAGAGGUGAAGAGAGGGAAGAGAAACAAAUCCGGCUUUACUUAUAGUGUGCCUCAGUGUAGUUUUCCUAGAGCAGCUUCCUUUGUUAGAAGAUAGACCCUUUUUAACAGGCCGAGGGACUGAUCUGGUUACAGUUUUAGUGUUGGAUUAUAGCGGUUUCAGCUGCUGGAUGACCAAGGAUGAGAAAUAAAAUCGGGUUUAAGCAGCAGCCAUUUCUGCAGCUUUGCAAAUUCUUAUCUAGUUGUUCUGUUUUUACCUCCCAACUGUUCAAAUCCAUAAGCCCAUCUGUUCUUGUAUGCACAAAUAUUUCUUUUGCGUUACCCUUUUUGUACUCAAAAUUAGCUUGUGUAUACCUUCUAAUCUUUUCCUUCUCUGUACUGUGAACCACUUGGGUCGCUUGAUAUGUUAAAAAAGAAUAGUUUUUGCUUAUUUAUUUAA